UGUUGUCGAGAUUCAUUUCAUUAUAACCAUAAAUAUUUAUUAGUAUUAUUAUUUGCUGUUCGUCAACUGUACUGCAAGCACACGCAUUCACCAAGUAUAUGUAUAUAUCUAUUUAUAUAUGAAUUUCACAAAUGUUAACGAACAUGUCAUGGUUUAUUAUGUACAUAAAUUUUUUAUUUAAAAUUACAACAAGUUUUGAUUUUUUUAAAAUUCCUGUAUGUGCUUGUAUGUGCUAAACUUUAUACGACACGGAUGCAUUAUAUACAUCCUGAUCUAACUUUUUAUCCUUAUUGUUGUUAUUGUUAUUUUUUGUUAUCCUUAUUGUUGACAUUGUCCCUUAUUUAUAUUGCUUAUAUUCAUGUAAUCGUCCACGAGGACAGUACUGAUGGUCCUCCGGACCUCUAAGAGGGGGAGCCCUGUGGAGUCCUCAAAAAUAAACUUAUCCAAAUUUUACUACUAUGUAAAUAAUGAACAUAUUGUACACCACUUUGUUUUAACCAUAAACUCUGUACUUUGAACUUUACCUCGGGUUUUGAAUAAACAUAUAGUUCUGCCUUCGACUCUCCGUCUUCUCCACCAUCUCAACUGCCGUCGAUCAAUUUUAAUCACCUGCUUUCUAUCUCAAAUUUUUGCAGGAGCACCGUAGUUCUUCCUACGUACUUUGGUCGACCUCCGGCAACGUCAACAUUGGAGAAUUAGUACUGGAGCAGUCUUCCCGCAGCACCUGGAGUCUAUAACGUUUAUUGUGGACUUUGGAUCUUUGUAAACCCAAGUAACCAGACUUUAAUACAUUCUUCCCGUAACUAAACUGAUUUGGUACUUUAUUUUCUAUUUGAAUUUGGGUAACUAAGCUAAUAGAGUGAAAAGGUCCACCACAAUAAUUGGUGAGCCCGUUUCGAACCUUUUUUUAUGGUUAACCCGUUUUCAAACCUUUUUGUUUCGAUAGUUAACUCGUUUUGAACAUUUUUGUUGCUAUUUUGGCCUUAUAAACUCGCAUUGCUUUUAUUUUUGUUACCACAAGUUUUGCUAUUUUGUAUAUCUCUAUACUAAACUUUGUUUUGACAAUGGCUCCAUAUAAACGUGUCACUUUUCCGGAAGAACUUCAUAAAGGCGAAGUGAUACAGAACUCUCCUGUUACCGCCUUGCCGGAUUCCACAUCUAUGAAGGACGCACCAACGUUUUGGUUACUUUCCCAGUUAACAUCUCAAAUGCAAGACUUACGACUGGAAGUGUCCGAGCUUCGAGCACAAAGGAACCAGUCACAUACGGUAUCCAAGCAACGGCAAUCAAGAUCUAGACGACGUUCUAGAACACCGUCCCAAAGCCGUAACAUUUGUUGGUAUCACAGGAGGUAUGGGCAUAAUGCCCUGAAGUGUCUUCGACCGUGUAUGUACAACAGUGGUAACUCAUCUCAGGGAAACUCCCCAGCCAGACAGUAAUGGCGACGGCUGUUACUGGCAAUCACCCCAGUCGCCUUUUCUAUGUGAGGGAUUUGACUACCGGCACAUUAUUUCUGGUAGAUACAGGCGCCGAGGUCAGUGUUAUUCCCCCUUCACUAUCCAGGCGAUUAGCCAAAAUACCUGGAAAACUUUCACUCCGUGCUGCCAACCAAACCAACAUACAGACGUAUGGCGAACAGUCAAUGAUUUUAAACCUAGGACUACGCCGACGUUUCACAUGGAUCUUCAUAGUAGCUGACGUACGUCACGCUAUACUAGGUGCAGACUUCCUAAGUCACUUCAAUCUGUUGGUUGAUAUCAGCAAGAAAAAACUGGUUGACAAUUGCACCCAACUCAAGAUCCACGGUAUUACAUGUGACUACUCUGUUCAUAGCAUCUGUAUAGAAAAGCCGGAGAGUGAAAUGUUCUCUGCUUUAUUGCAACGAUUUCCUAAAAUCCUUAAACCAUCAUACAACGUCGAAGAUAUAUCUCAUACAGUUACGCAUAAGAUCAUCACAACAGGACAACCUGUGAAGGCACGUCCACGACGGUUACCACCCGAUAAACUAGCAGCAGCUAAGUCGGAAUUCGAACAUAUGAUGCAGCUAGGUAUCAUACGACCAUCUAACAGUUCAUGGUCUUCACCUUUGCAUAUGGUACCCAAAACUAAUCACGACUGGCGACCAUGUGGAGAUUAUCGCGCUUUGAAUAACGCUACGGUCCCAGACCGUUAUCCAAUACCUCAUCUCCACGACUUCUCCUUGACCUUACAUGGAAAGACCAUUUUUACUAAAGUUGACUUGGUCAGGGCAUAUCAUCAAAUACCAGUCGCUCCAGAAGACAUUGCAAAAACAGCAAUUAUUACGCCUUUUGGAUUAUUCGAAUUCUUGAGAAUGCCUUUCGGACUAAAGAAUGCUGCUCAAACAUUUCAGCGUUUUAUGGACCAAGUUACCCAAGGUCUUGAUUUCGUCUUUGUAUAUAUCGACGAUGUCUUAAUUGCCAGCUCAUCGAUGGAAGAACAUAUGGAACACUUAAGCUUGUUAUUUCAAAGGUUUGAACAAUUUGGAGUUGUUAUCAAUCCAAAGAAAUGUAUUUUUGGUUCCCCUUCCAUUGAAUUCUUAGGACAUCGAAUAACUACCGAAGGCAUCAGACCUACCGAAGAUAAGAUAAAAACUAUUAAGAACUUUCCCGAACCUGAUUCCUUAAAGAAACUUAGACGUUUUCUCGGGAUGUUCAACUUCUACCGACGUUUUAUUCCAUCAUGUGCCUCCAUAGUUCAGCCACUGACCGACCUACUUAGAUGCAAUUCGAAGAAAUUUCAUUGGUCAGAAGAGGCAAAAGCAGCAUUUAAUAAUGCAAAAGAUGCCUUAUCCAACGUUGUAAUGUUAUCUCAUAUCAACCCAGAAGCUUCACUCAUUUUAUGUACAGAUGCAUCGCAGGUAGCAGUGGGAGCAGUUUUACAACAAAAGUUCAAUAAUGACAUCACUCCACUUGCUUUCUUCUCCAAAAAGUUGGAACCUGCGCAAACUCGUUACAGCACUUUUGGCAGAGAACUGUUAGCCAUCUACCUAGCAGUGAAACAUUUCAGCUUCUUACUACAAGGUCGACAUUUUGCUAUCUUAACCGACCAUAAGCCUCUUUGUUAUGCUUUCACCACUUCGUUGGACAGACACUCUCCGAGAGAAGCCAGACAACUGGAUUACAUCUCACAAUUCUCAACAGACAUCCAGUUCAUCAAAGGAGAUUCCAAUAUCGUAGCCGAUUCUUUGUCUCGAUGUGACGUUAAUCACCUAUCUUCGAUAGAUAUUAGCUUAGACAAUAUUGCCAAGCUGCAGAAAAAUGACGCCGAACUCCAUACUUGUAGACGAAACUCCUCCCUACAGUUGCAGGAUGUACCUAUUCCCCUGUCUGAUACAACUAUCGUCUGCGACGUUUCAACGGGCGUUCAUAGACCUUUUGUUCCACUAAGUUGUCGAAAACCUUUGUUUGAACAUCUACAUUCAUUGUCUCAUCCUGGAGUGCGUGCUACGGUCAAGUUAAUCAGCGAGCGUUUUGUUUGGCCCAAGAUGAACUCCGAUAUUCGGAAAUGGGCCCGCCAAUGCUUGCAAUGUCAAAGAUCCAAGGUACAUCAUCAUACCGUCACACCUCCAAAACAGUUCAAUUUACCGGAUAAACGAUUUCAACACGUUCAUAUAGAUAUUAUUGGACCAUUACCGCCAUCCAGAGGAUUUACUCAUAUACUUACUGCGAUUGAUCGAUUUACCCGAUGGGCUAUUGCUUGUCCACUCAACGAUAUAUCUGCAGAAAAUAUCGCUUUGGUUUUCUUAGAUCGCUGGGUGUCAAACUACGGAGUACCCACAACUAUUACAACAGACCGAGGAGCUCAAUUUCAAUCAACUCUGUUUCGAGAGUUUACGAGACUCUUUGGAGUGAACCAUAUCUCCACUACAGCUUAUCAUCCUGCAGCGAAUGGUCUGGUGGAACGUUUCCAUCGACAACUGAAAAGCUCGCUUAUGGCACAAGCUGACUCAUCUAAGUGGAGUGAACACCUACCAUUAGUUCUUCUCAGUAUCCAAACAACUGUAAAAGAAGAUUUGGGAUGUACACCAGCUCAACUUGUGUAUGGUACUACCCUCACAUUGCCUGGUCAGUUAGUUCCGUCUAAUGAUUCAGCUGAAGUAAAUAUCUCCGACUUCACCAACCGCCUUACCCAGCAAAUGCUCCAGCUUCGACCAGUAGCCUCUCGCCAAUCACUUCAGAAAGUUCAAGUUAAUAAGAAUCUACUCACUAGCAAAUUUGUAUUUGUUCGCGUCGAUGCCAUUAGAAAAGGUUUACAGCAUCCAUAUGAAGGUCCUUUUCUAGUACUUAAACGCACCGAUAAAUACUUCACGCUGAACAAACAUGGUAAACCGGAGACUGUUUCUAUCGACCGUCUUAAACCAGCGUACACCGACAGCAAACAUGAAACACUAGCAACGCCGACACCAAUGAACAAUCAGAAAGUCAAUUCAACUCCAACUCUCCCUCUCUUCACUCUUCCCCCUGUACAGACACGCAGUGGACGGCAGAUCUGUAAACCUGCCCGCUAUGUUCAUUUUAUUGACUGACAU
Trichobilharzia regenti is the source of this 4549-nucleotide messenger RNA. Lineage: Eukaryota; Metazoa; Platyhelminthes; Trematoda; Strigeidida; Schistosomatidae. The record is from the annotation of a GenBank genome assembly.